UCACGUGGGUGACGUUAACGCUGGCUGAGAUCCAUCCUACCGGAAGUUAUCAUGUGACCUUUUAUUAUUCAGCAAACACGGAAGUAUUUUUGCGUUUUAUUAAGUUAACCCAAUUAUUACUUUUAUUUUAUACUACAGACCAAUUUUAGAUGGCCAGUGCUUGUUUGUACAGUAAGCUGCACUGACCUAAAGAACACGUCCCUGUAGCAUGACGAGCUAGCCAACAGACCUCUUGGACUGUUAGAAGUCUCUUUAAAACAUCAUAUUGAAGAUAAUCGUAACCAACCUGUACUAAGUUAUCAUCGUAUGCAACUCAAAGGAUCAUGACGGAGCCCACGGCCUCCGGGGUGUUCUGCGACAGGAUGCUGAGCAUGGUCAACUCCGAGGAUGUUAAUGCCAUCAUCCAGGCUCAAAGACACAUGCUUGACCGUUUUGAGAAGACCAAUGAGAUGCUGAUCAAUUUCAACGGCCUGUCCAACGUCCGGCUGCAGCAGAUGAAUGAGCAUUUCUUGGUGCAUACUCGCACCCUGGUGGAGAUGAAGAAAGAUCUGGACAGCAUCUUCAGGAGAAUUAGGAUGCUGAAGGGCAAGAUUGGUAAACAGCACCCUGACGCUUUCAGCAAUAUCCAUGAGCCACCUGUUUUAGACAACGACGAUGACGAGUUUGAUCCUAUGCUGGACCCCAGCGUAGCCAUGAUGAUAAACACCACGUCCACAGCACCCUCUGAGCACAGCUCAGAGUCAUGUGACACAAGCCCCGACGCCCUGUCGCCCGCCGCCAGCAGGUGCUCUGAGGACCUCUCCCAGGGGCCCGUGGACACGCCCACCUCUGACAUCCAGGAGACCGCAGGCCUGAGGGAUGAGGGGCCCGACUCGGCCCCAGUGGAGUGACCCCGCCCUGGCCCGGGUCCGUUUAUUGAACAAUCGGUCAUGGUAGUUCACCCUCCUAAGUUUACUCCAAUUUUUGCUGCUUGCCAAAACUUUGAAAUGGAGAUAUUUUGUAAAUAUGAAACAAAUUCUAAACAUUUACCUCCUUGUGGGAAAUUGCUCAGUUAGCCAGAACACAUUGUAAGAGUGAUGACUGAAAAACAUCCUGCCCUUGAAUGAUAAAAGACCUUUGGGAAUGGACACAACAAUACCGAUGAGUCAUGUUUGGUGAUAGCUGUACGAUUGUUGAACUGUUAAUGAAUGAAUAAAAAUAAUAUUGAUAAUAUUAA
Gadus chalcogrammus (walleye pollock) is the source of this 1216-nucleotide messenger RNA. RefSeq names its product KxDL motif containing 1 (gene kxd1). The record is from RefSeq and is a predicted model, not a curated record. Gene Ontology annotation, cellular component: BORC complex. Gene Ontology annotation, biological process: lysosome localization. The coding region runs from base 324 to 890 and encodes 188 amino acids. NCBI's taxonomy places the organism in Eukaryota, Metazoa, Chordata, Actinopteri, Gadiformes, Gadidae. The transcript has 5 exons.